Messenger RNA from Lactuca sativa (garden lettuce), 3168 nucleotides. Its product is annotated as beta-galactosidase 3. Lineage: Eukaryota; Viridiplantae; Streptophyta; Magnoliopsida; Asterales; Asteraceae. Gene Ontology annotation, biological process: carbohydrate metabolic process. Gene Ontology annotation, molecular function: hydrolase activity, hydrolyzing O-glycosyl compounds; carbohydrate binding. The record is from RefSeq and is a predicted model, not a curated record.
CACACACCUGUGUGCAAAUUUAAUAAAAAGACACAUUCAUACACACCACAUUUGUCGGUGUGAAAGGUGAUCUGUCGAAACAAUAUUACCCCCUUUUCAGCUCCCCUCAACCCAUUCCAUUCCACACUCUCUCUUUCCCUUUCUCUCUCUCUCCCCCCAUUUCUCCAUUCUUAUCGAAUUCCAAUUCUGCUAAAUCUGCUUCAACUUAGACCCAAAAUCAUGGAAACCAACUCGGUUUCCAAAUGGGCUUUGUUGUUCUUCGUUGUAAUCCAACUGGGUGCUCAAGGAAUUCAAUGUAGUGUCACUUACGAUAGUAAAGCCAUCGUCAUCAAUGGUCAAAGAAGAAUACUCAUCUCUGGUUCGAUACAUUAUCCUCGAAGUACUCCUGAGAUGUGGGAAGAUCUUAUAAUGAAGGCGAAAGAAGGAGGACUUGAUGUGAUUGAAACUUAUGUGUUUUGGAAUGUUCAUGAGCCUACUCCUGGCAAUUAUAAUUUUGAAGGGAGAAACGAUUUGGUGAGAUUCUUAAAGACUGUGCAAAAAGCCGGACUUUAUGCUCAUCUUCGAAUUGGACCUUAUGUUUGCGCUGAAUGGAAUUUUGGAGGAUUACCAGUUUGGCUGAAGUAUGUUCCUGGUAUUAGCUUUAGAACCGAUAACGAGCCAUUCAAGAGGGCUAUGAAGGGUUUCACUGAGAAAAUUGUGAACAUGAUGAAGAGUGAAAAGUUGUUCGAAACCGAAGGAGGUCCAAUUAUCCUCUCUCAGAUUGAGAAUGAAUACGGGUCGAUAGGAAAGGCACUUGGAAGCGCUGGACAUAAUUACAUGACUUGGGCUGCAAAUCUGGCCGUUGGAUUGGGGACAGGUGUCCCAUGGGUCAUGUGCAAGCAAGAUGAUGCCCCGGAUCCAGUUAUAAACACAUGCAAUGGUUUUUAUUGUGACGCUUUUACCCCUAACAAACCAUACAAACCAACAAUUUGGACCGAAACUUGGAGCGGAUGGUUCACAGAAUUUGGUGGGCCCAUCCACGAGAGGCCCGUUCAAGAUUUAGCAUUUGGUGUUGCUCGAUUCAUUCAAAAGGGUGGAUCUUUCUUUAACUACUACAUGUAUCAUGGAGGAACGAAUUUUGGUCGAUCUGCUGGAGGCCCUUUUAUCACUACUAGUUAUGAUUAUGAUGCUCCACUUGAUGAAUAUGGUUUAAUCAGACAACCGAAAUACGGACAUUUAAAAGAGCUUCACAAAGCUAUUAAACAAUGUGAGCCUGCAUUAGUUUCUUCAGAUCCUACAGUUACUUCUUUGGGUAGCCUUCAACAGGCGCAUGUAUUUUCAUCAAAAUCGGGACAUUGUGCAGCUUUUCUUGCAAAUUAUAAUCCAAACAAUGCAGAAAAAGUGAUGUUCAACAAUAUGCAUUAUACUUUGCCUCCAUGGUCUAUCAGUAUCCUUCCUGAUUGCAAGAAUGUUGUGUUUAACACUGCUAAAGUUGGAGUUCAAUCAACACAAAUGGAAAUGUUACCAACAAAUUCGGAGUUGUUUUCAUGGGAGACGUAUAAUGAAGAUUUAACAAUGGUGGAUGAGAGCUCGACUUUUACUACUUCUGGUUUAUUGGAGCAAAUUAAUGUUACUAGAGAUACUAGUGAUUAUCUUUGGUAUACAACAAAUGUUGAAGUUGGUUCUUCCGAAUCAUUUUUGCGAGGCGGGGACCACCCGAAGCUUUUGGUCCAGUCAACGGGUCAUGCUCUUCAUGUUUUUAUCAACGGAGAACUUUCGGGUUCGGCUUUUGGAACACGUGAAAAUAGAAGAAUUACGUACAAAGAAAACGUCAAUCUCCGCCCCGGAAACAACAAAAUAUCACUACUCAGUGUUGCCAUGGGAUUACCGAAUAUCGGAGGACAUUACGAAACAUGGGAAACCGGCGUCAUGGGUCCGGUCGCACUCUACGGUCUUGACCAAGGGAAACAAGAUCUCUCAUGGGCAAAAUGGACCUACCAGGUUGGUUUAAAGGGAGAGGCCAUGGAUGUCAUUUCAACAAACAGUUUUUCAUCCGUUGAAUGGAUGCAAGGUUCUCUUAUCGCUCAAAAACAACAACCGCUGACAUGGCACAAGGCUUCUUUUAAAGCGCCUACGGGAGACGAGCCAUUGGCUUUAGACAUGAGCAGUAUGGGAAAAGGUCAAGUAUGGAUCAACGGUCAAAGCAUCGGGAGAUAUUGGACCGCGUACGCCACAGGGGAUUGCCACGGGUGCCACUACGCCGGAACAUACCGCCCUCCAAAAUGUCAACUCGGAUGUGGUCAACCAACUCAACGAUGGUACCAUGUGCCUAGAUCGUGGUUAAAACCAACGGACAAUUCAUUGGUGCUAUUUGAAGAACUUGGUGGCGACCCGACCCGUAUUUCACUAGUCAAACGGUCAACAACCACCAUAUGUGGUGAUAUGUUUGAAUAUCACCCGAAUAUUAAAGAUUGGCAUAUCGAAAGCUAUGGAAAAACACAAGAGCUUCAUAGGCCAAAAGUUCAUCUCCAUUGUGGGCCCGGGCUAACCAUAUCCGCCAUUAAAUUCGCGAGCUUUGGAACUCCAAUGGGGACAUGUGGCACUUUCCAACAAGGCACUUGUCAUGCCCCUGCAUCGUAUGAUGUAAUUGAAAAGAAGUGUAUUGGGAAAGAGCAAUGUGCAGUGACGAUAGCAAAUAGCAACUUUGGGGAAGACCCGUGUCCGAAUAAAUUGAAACGGUUGACAGUUGAAGCGGUUUGUGCUCCGAAUUCGAGGGGUUAAAUUUUAAAUGGAAAGGAAGAUGAAAAGGAAAAUACAAAUUGAAGAGUUUGGGAUAUUUAGGGUAGUUUUUAAUUAAAUUAUUAGAAGGUAUAUUAGGGUGUAUAUUAGUGAGAGAAGAUCCCAGGGGUUUUACCAAAUUGUGAGCCUCGUGAUGGGUCGAUCCAAGUACUGGUGGUGUUUUCGGGUGUUUUUGACCCGGAAAGUGGAACCGGAUGUUGGUGUUGAUUUGGUGUGAUUUAUUUGGAGUUUGAUUGUAUGAUUAUUAUUGUUAUUUAAGAUUUUAAGGGGGGUGGGGGGGAAUUGAAAUGAAACCCUGGAAUUAGGUUCGGGUUUAGGAAUGGAUCCUAUUACUCAACAUUUUAUGUUAAUUGUGUGCAGUUUCUAAUGAGAAAUACAUUCUGAUUUUAA